Messenger RNA from Rhodamnia argentea, 1813 nucleotides. Its product is annotated as solute carrier family 25 member 44-like. NCBI's taxonomy places the organism in Eukaryota, Viridiplantae, Streptophyta, Magnoliopsida, Myrtales, Myrtaceae. The record is from RefSeq and is a predicted model, not a curated record. The coding region runs from base 573 to 1616 and encodes 347 amino acids. The transcript has a single exon. Gene Ontology annotation, biological process: transmembrane transport.
ACUUUCUCGAUCCGCGCUCUGCACUUCUAACAUCGAUUUGCUCUCCUUUUGUGUGCAUCUUGGUGUGUGUAUCGCGAGAGUUUGUGCUUCAAUCGAACUCCGAGGUUGGUUCGUCUGGAUCCCCAGGUUUCCGGAGAUCCCUUUCGCGUCGCCGACGGGCGGUGGUGCUGGCGAUGAUGGUGGUUCUCUGGUCAGAUUCGUUCGGCUCCUCCUCUCUGUCUCGUUCCGACUGUUGAAGCUGGAGAUGUUCGAUCCUUUUGCUCUAAUCCGAGUCCGAUCCAAAACCUGGUUCCACAAGCGGAAAAAAAACCCCAAUCCUUGGAUUUGAGGCCGCGGAUACGUGGUUUCGUGAUCGAGCUUGUGUUUAAGUGGCGAUGGUUUUGUAGCUGGAAGUGUUUGGUCGGUGUUGUGUUUUCUUCUUCAUUUUGGGGUGCUUUUUUCAGCUCUCGAGGGUUGUACAGUUUAGUGUUGUUAACUGACAGUGACAUAGGAGGGUAGGUAGGUAGGUAAGAGAAGGUUAGCGUUUUCCUUGAUAUUUGAGUGAUUUUGGAGAGCUUUUGAAAGUGGAUAAGAUGAAUUUGAGCGCGGCCGAGGAAGAGGCCGAGCAAGAGAUUCACAUUCCAGCUGAUAUCGAUUGGCAGAUGCUCGAUAAAUCCAAGUUUUUCGUCCUCGGUGCUGCGCUUUUUUCGGGUGUUUCAGCAACGCUAUACCCUAUCGUUUUGCUGAAAACUCGGCAACAGGUAGCUCAGUCUCAAGUCCCUUGCAUAAAGACAGCGUUCACGAUUGUCAGGCAUGAGGGUUUUAGGGCUUUGUACAGGGGGUUUGGGACUUCCCUGAUGGGCACAAUCCCUGCCCGGGCUUUAUACAUGGGAGCUCUAGAGAUCACCAAGAGUAAUGUCGGAUCAGCAACUCUACAGCUAGGGUUCUCAGAGCCCACCGCAGCUACUACUGCUAAUGCAAUGGCGGGUUUGAGCGCUGCGAUGGCCGCGCAGCUUGUUUGGACUCCGGUUGAUGUUGUGAGCCAGCGGCUCAUGGUGCAAGGUGGCCCUUCUAAUUCGGGUGUUUCCAAUGCAUCGCCAUGCAAAUAUCUCAAUGGGAUCGAUGCUUUCAGGAAGAUACUCAAAACCGAUGGUUUAAGGGGCUUGUAUAGAGGUUUUGGAAUAUCAAUCUUGACAUAUGCACCAUCAAAUGCACUUUGGUGGGCAUCAUACUCUGUUGCUCAGCGCCUUGUGUGGGGCGGAAUUGGCUGCUAUUGUUAUAAGAAGGAUGGUGGGAGCAAUGAGAAUGGCGGCAAUGUAAUUAAGCCGGAUUCAAAAACGGUGAUGGUGGUUCAGGGAGUCAGUGCGGCCAUGGCAGGUGGUGUGUCGGCUCUAAUCACAACGCCCCUGGAUACAAUCAAGACAAGACUGCAAGUUUUAGACGGGGAGGAAAAUGGAAGGCGAGGACCAACCAUCGGACAGACCAUUAGGAACUUGGUUAAGGAAGGUGGUUGGCCGGCUUGUUACAGAGGUCUGGGACCAAGAUGGGCUUCCAUGACGGUGUCAGCAACCACGAUGAUCACAACCUACGAGUUUGUGAAACGGCUCUCAGCGAAGAAUCAAGACGGUUUGAGUUGACAAACAAUAAAGGGGAACGUGAUAGGGAUUUUCCUCUCUUCCUUUGUUAAAGCUCUGUUAAUUUCUCUUGCUGUUUCGUUUCUUCUUUUUCCACUUUCUUUGCCUUCUUUUCCUCUUUGCCUGCCUGCCUGCCCUGAGGGCCGAUCAAUGUACAAGUUAUAUAGCAGGUUCAUCUAUGAAAUAUGUUAUAUUCAACU